AUGAUCACAGUAUAGAAGAUAUUCAUCUGGAUCAGACGAUGAAGAUCAUCCAGCUCCAGAUCUAUCUGUUCAUGUGGUCUCAAGCCACAGAGAGUCUAACAAACACAGCAGUAACUUUAGGAGCUGAUGUGAUUAUAAGCUGUGAUCUUGAUAUAGAGGAGAUUUACUGGUUCAAACUGAAGUUACCGGAUCCUCCAGUGUUGAUCUUACGCACUUUCAGUAGCACAAAUGAAGGAGUACAAUAUGAAAACAUCAUCUUCAAACACAAAUACUCAGUGAAAACUAACAGUCGUCUGUUCAUCAGAAAUAUCACCACUGAUGAAUUAGGAGUUUAUUAUUGUGUGAAAACUAGUGAACCACUCAAAUUCAGCAACGGCACCAAAAUCUACAUCAGCGACUCAGUUCACAAGAAUCAGACAGAAUCAAACGAUGCUCCACAACACGAGACACCAUGGAGGAACCUGACCAUCAUCACAUCUGCCCUGCUGAAUGUGCUUCUGAUCAUUGCAUUAAUAGGUUUGCUGAAGAGCUACAUUGAUGUAACUGGACGAUCUAAAAAUUGCACUGCAGCUCAAAACUCAAAUAACCCAAAGUGUGCUGAAAUUGAUUUUUCCAUGUGUCCUGGUAACACCAGGCAUUGCCCAGAGCAGAGCACUGCUGUCCUCUACAGCCAAUGACAUUUUCUGCUGUUCUACAGUUUUAUGUUUUAUUAUCUGUCAUACCACUGGAA
This is a messenger RNA of Sinocyclocheilus rhinocerous, 730 nucleotides long. RefSeq lists its product as uncharacterized. Lineage: Eukaryota; Metazoa; Chordata; Actinopteri; Cypriniformes; Cyprinidae. The transcript has 5 exons. The coding region runs from base 39 to 677 and encodes 212 amino acids. The record is from RefSeq and is a predicted model, not a curated record.